AUGAUCGACCGCUACUUGAACUCACAUAUUAUUUCUCUCUUCUUCUUGCAAAUCAUUGAGACAAACAACCGGUUGUUCGCGCCAUAAACAUUUAAACUCGUGUUCGCUGUGAUUAUUUUGGCUUCAAGUAAUCUCGAAUAAGUAUUUCAUAAAAUUCUUCCUUUGCACCUGCCGCAGAAAUCCACUUUCAAUCAACAAGUCGGUGACAGUCAACCAUUUUACUCCCCGCUGGACAUUAAUGCUAAAUGGAAUAUUUCUUGAAAAACGGGUCAUAUAAUUAACAAGGAGACUCUGUAUGUUAUAACAACUUUGGUCACGUGUUGCUAAAUGUACCUUUCGUAUACUUAAAGAACAAUUUAUUUUACCGUUCUGAAGGAUUUGGGUUUUACAAACUCGUGCGAAGUACUGUUUUUUUUUUGUUCAUUUGUGAUAAAGUGGUAGUGUUGAAGCCGCAGCGAUGUCUUCGUGUGAAAACAACGGAAACGCUCUACCUCAGUUUUUCUUCGGACUUCGACUUGGACCGCCGGUAAGCCCGAAGAUCUAGGAACUAGAAAAUAAACUGCUACGUUUGGCACUCAUUUGUAACCCGGUUUUAUGUUCGCCUCGCUUCUCUUCUUUGUCACAUGUUGCUGUUGGAUUUAAUAUUCAAUGGGUAAGUUGUUUGGGUUUACGUGAAGAUCACACUUCAGAUAUACCUUUAUUUCACCUUAUUCCCAUCGUGGUAUGCUUAAGGGUGGUUUACAUGUACAAAUCUACCCUCAUAUCCAACUUCACAACGCAAAUACUCAACGCCAGAAGCUACUGAUUAACGAUUUAAUGAACAAAUUAAAACAGUUGAUGCGAAGCAAUUGCUUUACAUCAUCAUAAUUUCAAAAAUGAGGAAUAUGUUAUUCCCUGAGAUUGCUGUUUGUUACUUUUUUGAUGAUUUUAAGAUUUUACUUUUUCUCUGAUGAAGCGGUUUGUUUUCUCUCGGCAGAAGUUUGUGUACUCCCGUCGCAGUACGAAAUCCCGCAAACCUCAUGCACAAGGUAUGCAAAUCAUGAUGGGCAGAAUUAUGCAAUAGAAUAAACCCUCAACUAAGCAUUAGACACUAGAAACACCGCGAUCAAAAUUAGUUUACUUAAGGGAAACUCAAAUUCAUUUGCAGUUCGUUAUAUUGCAAAUACCGAGCUGGAAGAGAUAUUCGCGAAAUAUUCGGCUUCCCCAAAUACGAAAUUGUCAGUAACGAUAGCACAUUUAUUUCAGUACAGAAAUGUCACGUUCUACAUUUUAAUCAUAAUAAAAACAAUUGGACUGCACGAUUCAUUGCGGUUGAUUGUCUAAUGUUUCAUUUGAGUGUAGGUAUAUAGAAUUUAAACUCAAAAUCGUAAGUACUUCUGUUCAAGGUCCCUACUAUUGAGCUGCCUCAACCACACUUCGCGCGAAAAUUGUUCCUGUUGAUUUCUUAUUAUUUAUUUAGAAACCUCCUUUUCCGUAUCAAUUUCAAUAUUAAACCUGAAAUUGAGAGAAUCUUAAGAUUUUACUUUGCAUUCCCUCUUUGUUUGGUCGUGAACGAUUUUUUUCCAAUUGAAAAGCAUUCAGCUAUGAAAUUACCAAAUGAUAAUGAUCGCUAGUCGCUUAAAAUGCAAGGUUCGUGGGAUCAACCACAUUUUUGAUGGCUGAUUAUAAUAACAAGAGAAAUUGGAAAUGACACUUUAGAAACCUUUUUACACAACCUUGGGUUACUUAUAAAGCCGGGUGGAAUCACCUCGAAAAGUAAUGCCUUGUCAUUCCAAUGUUCAGAAGUGUUUUCGUGAAAAAAGCCGCAAAGCCGAGUUAGCCCUCUUUGCUGGGUAACCCUUGUCGAGACGCGGAAUGAAGUGCCGGAAGGGGUUGAGAUUUGUAAAACGCUCUCAUGUAAAAACUGGCCCUUAGCUAACCAGGCCUUUUGUGCUCAGAUAAACGGGUUUCUUUUUUUUUUUCUUUUUUUUUACGUUACGAUUUACUUCCAUUCCGACCUACUCAACAUUGCAUUUUUUCUUUAUUGCUGAUGUUGUCUAGUUUUUAAGUCGAUGGAAAGACAGGCCUGUGUCAGUCUCGAAGCAAACCACAUCCUCUACAACUGUCUAGACACUCAGGUUCGUGUGAAAUCAUUUCAAAGAAUGCUAAAAAUAUACAUGGCGUAUAUUUUUCAGUAGUAUUCUUUGCGGCAACUCGACCUGGGUUACAAAUCAACCCGGCCUCGUGCAAAAAGGCUCACAGAUCAACACUUAGCUUAGCUUUGUUAUUGCACCAAAAUCAAGCCACAGGAAGGUAAUUUUUGAUCAAAUUGGCUUGACUCGUAUACGUUUCUGUCCCUCAAUAAUGAUUGCGUGAUCGUGUUAUGAAAAUAUCAAGCUCUGUUCUCCAGGAGGCCUUAUUGCUUGGUGUUUUGAAAGGUAAUUAAAUCCGACCACUGAUAGAGGUGUAUUUAAUGUUUAGGCUAAGUUUUUUCAUUCAGUUCGUUUCCUUUACAAGUUUUUGUGACGACAGAAUUGAUUACCAUGAAGAUGGAAACAUCAAAAUGAGUUAGACUACUUGGUUGAUUUUAAAACUGACUGGAAGAAUGUAAGUUAGCCUUAAACUGUUAGCUCGUAACUUUGAUUAUGGCUUAAUUCUGCAAUAAGCUUUGAUUGAAGAGAAGGCUCCACUGAGUGAAGAAAAAAGGUUAAAAAUGCUUCAUCCUUUUUCCAUCUAAUGCGUUUCUCAGAUAGAAGAGAGCAGGGCGUUUUUAGUUUACGAGUUUUAUUCAUCAUGAGAGUAACAAUGACUUCUUUGAUACAUUGUUUUAGCAUGAGAUGAUGAUUAUUUCAUUCGGGUUGUGUCGGAAGGGAUCGAUUCCUUUUCACAUACUCGUCUUGAAAACCAAAAUAGGUUACUCGCAGUAUUUUUAUCUGUAAGCAAAAGCAAGCAGGUUAUCGUAAGACAUUUGAGUUUUCCAUGGAUAGUAGUCAUACGUAGAUGUUAACGUCUUUGAUCCCCCUCUCGUAAAUUAUUUGGUCUUUAAAAUACUUUGCUGUAUUUAGCUAUAACGAUAUAUUGUGACCAUCUUAGAUUUUCGAAUGAAAAAUAGCCUUGUUGUUGUCAUGGUUACACAAUGAUAUCUUUUAGUUGAUCAACGUUAUUAUUUGGUCUUAGACUGUCUGUUAUUGAAUCGAUGUUUGUUUUAAAAGCUUUUCGAAAAUUUUUCAAACUAAAGUGUAUUGCCCGAAGCCAUUCUGGCGGCAAAAAACCAACGCUUUAUAUAAAUAUACUCGUCACAUAUUACCAAUGUUAAUAUUUUCAAUGUUCCCAGUAGCUUAUACAAUGUUUAAGGAAAAAUUGACCCUAAAGAUGUGAAAGCACAGAUACUUAGUUGACGAAAUGCUAUUGGUCUCGCACAGGGGAUUGAAAGAAAAAUUUAGGGGAUAGUUCUGUGGUACUUGAACUGCGGACUUCCUUCUCAGCUGGAGAUAAAAAAUCAUCAAAAAUUCUAAUUUUGGAUAUAUAAAUCGUAGCGCAUAUCCUUCUGAAAGUGGUUUAUAAUUAAACUGAAGGAGCUUCGUACGAAGUUCAUAUUGCUAUUUUCCCACGGAGACCUAUUGUUCAUCUAGUACUUAGAGAUCACCUUAUUUGCUAUCACUACAGAGAGCAAUUUUUUUUAAAAUUGAGUAAAUGUAAACGUAAGUUGCAUUAAUUAAACUCCGUCGGUUUUCUUUGGUGAUGCCUGGUGAAAAUAUCGCACAAGUAUUAAUAAAAGACUAAAAAAAGAAUGGAAAAACUGCUCAUUUUUCGACUGAAUUGGUAAGAAAAUUAACCCUCAAAGAGUUCAGACCUUUAAAACUUCUGGUACAAUAACAUUGUUUUAAAUAGCGGCCACAAGAGAUUUCGUUCGGCGCUAUUCGAUAAAUCGCAACAGAGUUAAAUACGAAUAAAGUGCAUGUAAAGAAAAACUUCGACCAAGCCUCUUUCGUGUAGGUGCUUUUUUCCAGAUUAUUUUUUUUGCCGUUAAGCUAGUAUCUUUUAUCAACGUUUUCUCCGACGACUGUUCUCGUUUUAGUUGUGAAAAGCCCGGCAGAAUGAAGAUGAUAAUUUUUUUUAUUUCUCCCUUCUGUGAAAAGAUAUAUAUAUAUAUAUAUAUAAUAAAAUACACACACACACAUACACAUAUAUAUAUGUAUGUAUAAAUGUCACCCCUUUUUCAAAAACGUUGCGAUAUGAAAAUAUAUAUGAAAUAUAUGCAUAUUUUCUUUUUCUCGCCAAAAAGUGCCUAUACUUUUUGAUGAGGAAAAGAAAAGGUAUAUAUAUUUAAUACAUGUUUUCAUAUUGCAACGUUUUUGAAAAAGCGUGCCAUGUACAUUCAUAUUCAUAUGUUUUCAGGAAUUACGUGGGGAUGCACAUCAGGACAUCCUCCAUGCUGAUUUAUAUGUAUCAUGAACAUCAUCAAACAAUUUUCGUUUUAGAUGUCUCAGAAGAAAGAAAAAAAAACAGUUUCUAAUCAGAUUCACAGAGGUUUACAUGUUAUCACUCACUCUCUGUAAUCGACUCCAACUCGGAAUAUUUUGGCGUGAAAUUUUAUUAUUAUUAUCCUAAAAAAUUUGUUUUGUUUAACUAACGCAGCCUUGGAUUUACAUGCAAAGUGAUCUGUCCUUUAACGACAAAUGUUCAGUUUUGAAGAUGAUGUGCAUCAAGAAUAAUGGAGAGCAGUUUGUCGGUGUCAUUAUCAUUUCUCUCAAAUUUCACGCAAACCUCUGUUCAUCGUUCUGAAUGGAAACCAAUGAAACAGAAAAUAUGCAAUAAAUUUAAAAUGACAUCAAGCAGUUGAAAACAAACCUACUUUUUAGAGUUCUGCAUUAAACCUCAUCCUGAUAAAUUUGUAGAAAACGAUGUAAGUUACCAGCCGGGUUCAAGAAUUGAUUUCUGUAUGUCAGUUGUUCAAUCAAAUCAAGUUUUCUAUGGAGAAGUACAGAGCUUGCGCGCAAGUAACGAUUAAUGAAAAACGAUGGAAAGAAAGAUGAAAAAAAUUAGAAUCGGUGUACCCUCACGGUCCUAUUAAGUAUACGCGCCUAGUUUUUUCGUCGAAUUGCUGCUUUUCUAUUUAUUAAUGAAGGUACCCAAAAUAUGUGAUAAGUAAACAAAGAAAAAAUGUUAAAGUUUUACGGUUACAGGAACACACCUUUGGACUUUGUAGUCUUGGUCAUUUAGUUUGAAACGUAGUUUAAAACGAGCCUGCUGCAAAUUGAUAUUGCUAAAGCAGUAUAUGAAGUUGUCGGGGACAAACUCCCUUUGCAUGAUACGUGGUGGAAUAUAUAGAGCCGAAACUUGUAGAUAAAAUGAAAUAGCAGAUUUAGUUUAACAGCCACAAAUAAUUGUUUGAGAAGAAUGUUUAAACAUUUUCAAUUCCUUUUCUCGUAUAAAUGCACUUGACAAUGCAAAACUCCUUACUUUACCGUUUAGCAAGGAAACUUUUUCAACGAGACGGGUUAAGAUAAUCUUGCCGAUGUCGAUGUGGAAUUUCACAAAAAAAUUGGACAUGUGUUCUUGCCAAAUCAUCUCCUCAUUUGUGAACUUGAAGUGCAGCUUAAGAAUGCGAAAAAAAAGUAGAUCUCGUAUUUUACAGUGCACGAAAAGGAGCCCGUGGUCUUAGGAAAAAUGCAUCUAUAUUCAUAUUGUGGAUGGGUGAUGCACCCCUGAGAGCCAAAAAAUGUUUUCAGGAGUUGUUUUGCUCUUACGCGUUCAGUAAUGCUGUAUUACAUUUGUUUGUUUUGGUUUUGAAUGCAAAAGAACAAUUAGAGAAUACUGUGAUCACUGUUGAAAGUUGGCGAUAUAAUUAGGAAAGAUAAUGAGAAAACCGUCGACAUGAUAUCAUCCUAUCUCCAUAGAGUGCAUCUGGCAAUUUGAAUUUUUAAUCUCUCCCUUUAUUACAAGUAAAUAUUUGAGGACGAAAAAUGCCUACAGUAUUGUUAUCUCAAAAUGAAUCUGCAAGAACCCGUAAGAUACAUCUUGAAAUUUUAUAACUGAGUUUAAUUUUUGGUCUUAUAAUUGGAGUUAAAUUCAUGUUCACUACAAUGUGUAUUGAGAUACCUCAAUUAGCCGCCACCAGCUUCAUUUCACACAAUUACAGAGGUCCUGUGAUAAAAAGCUCUUUAAAUAAAAGUUAUUAAAAAUACACCAUUAAUGCCAUGUUUGCUUUGAGCUUAAUUAUGAAGGAAAGCCCUCACCAUUGGACUUGCUAAAAAAAAGUCAUCAUCACCUCAAGAGUGCUUGGAUUUAUUUGCGAAUUCAUGAAAAUUAGGUUCUGUCAUGGUAGCGGACUUGAUCUGACAUUGUUUCGUUCUCUUGAGUUUCAGUUCUUAUUUCUUUUUUCUUUUCUUUCCAUUUCAAAGUAUUGCGUUUUGUUUACUAUAAAACAUUGUACACUACAGUAAAAUUAAUUAGUGCAAUUCCUUUUCUUGACUGACUUUAUGAAGCCGUGUGAUCUUAAACGUCAUUUGCAUAAUUCGAUGAUAAGACUGUUAGUUAAUCACCCACGUUAGUGAUUCAAAAUAAUUAGAGCUGUCGAAACCGUAUCUAUCUUUGAGAGAUGCGAUGCUAUCGUACCCGAUGGUUCGAAAGGCAGUUUCCAUCGUUCAGUAACAGAGAGUUCUGUCAGUGGUCAAUUAUUACACAAAUGAAACACGGGUAGAAAAAAGCAUUACAAUUUCUCUUCAAGAACACUGUUUUGGUACCGAUUUCUGGAAUGCGGCCAAAAAACCCGCCUCGAAUUCCGGUCGAUUGGUAAACGGUUAGUGAAAGUUUUGGAUCAUUUCUCUUCUAGUACGUUUCUUCAGAAAAAUUAAGGCUGUAGAAGUUUAUCUACUAUGAAAAUCGCCCAAGAGUUCUUUACUCUCCGAGAUAUAAGAAAAGUUUUUAGGCAAUGCAAAUUGACUUCGCUCUAAUGAAAAUACACGAGCUUAAUGUUUUAUGCCCGCAACACCGUAUGGUCUCAGGUAACGCACUUUACAAUGUACAAUAUUUCGAGGUUUUUUUAUAGGCAUAGGUAGCAAAAUGAUCUAUGAUGAAAAAUUGCUUUAAGUGCAAGGAUUUUAUUAAUUUGUUAUUUGGAAGACAGUAGAAGUGUCACUCUCUUCUAACUGAGUUUUAAAUUUUGAAUGUUUAUAAGUAAACGGAUAUAAAAAUCACUUUGGUUUCCUGUUUAUGGAAUGCUGAGGGUUAAUUUUGAUCUUUAAUUAUUGAUAUACACAAUAACAAGAAAGCCAGACUGAGUGACACUAAUAACUUUGGCUUUGAUUUGUUCCCGAUUAUUAUUUUCUUGAAGGAAUAAUCGAUAAAAUUGUGAAAAUAUUCGCAAAGGAGACUGAAUUUUGAAAGGAUCUUUAGAGUGAGAAAAACUAAACAAGCUAUCAUCUAGCGUGACUCGACUCCUGAGUUUUUCAACUAUGGAUUGUUUUUCUUCCUUUCCGUCGUCUACCCUAUUUUGAAAGAGUUAAGAUUGUGCUAUGAGUCUGUGUCUUUUUUCCGUCGCUCAUGAUAAUUAUUACUUGGCUGCAAAGCUGAAGUUUUCAAGGUUUCCUAUAAUCAGACUGAAACUAACGCUCAAAAAGGAAAUGAACCUGCCUUGUAUCAAUCGAAAGCAAGCGUUAUGCCUCUUUUCUUGGUUUUUCGGUAUCAAUCGUUAUUUGAAACCACUGUUUGUAGACACCUUUACUGAUAUCGACUGCUUUAAAUAUCAAGAGUUUCAAAUUUCAUUUCAAGAGUGAACCUAAGAUCAAAAGGAUAUGAACUUGCAGUUGUUUCACAAGUAAACUGCAUAAAAUGGACUUAAAAGCAAGGUCGUUUUGUCGCUUUUACAUGGUAUCACAUUUUAAUUUAAAUUAUUUAUCAAACUGGCCGCUGAUAUUGACAAUUUAUCGAAAGGUAAAGUAAUAUCCUCGGGUCAUGAAGAACUAUGUGCCAAACAAAAGGAAAAGAAAGGAAAUAAAUAUCAGCGCGACCUAUUUUAUCGAAGGAAAACUGAUAGAUCUAUUUUAAGACUGAGAGCACAAACAAUUGUCUCAACAUACGAAUUUCUGUAAUUGUUUUGAAUCAAAAAACAUAUUGUCUCCUAAAAAAACGCACACAAUAAAUGAAUUUUUGUAGGAUGACUAAGUCUUAGAUGCCUCAAAGUUGUUAGGUGUUUGAUGCUGUGUAGUUUAAUAUUUAUUAUUUUUGAUCUUAAGUCUCCAUUUCAGGAUCAGUCUGUUAGAAGAAUGGGUAGCAACUGUACCUGUUUCAUAACAAUAUAGAUCUCAACAACGUCGGCACAAUGCUCUGAAAUUACUUCUGUGAAUUAAAAUUACAUUAAUGGAAAAAAUUAAUCUUUCGAACGUGCCUUCUUUUAAAGUUCCCCUGCUUCACUGGUGUUUUUAUAACUGAAAAAAGCUGGUGGGAUGUCUUUGAUCUAUUCACAAAAUUUCCUCAUAUUCUAAUACAAGCCCAUUGUGAUAAUGGUCCCUACUACUGUUUUCAAAUAUAAAGGCCUGUUGAAAGUUGGCCGAACCAACAUUUAGUAAUACGACUUUGGCUCAUAUAUCAGCAGGGAACCUCACGGGGUAGUCUGUUAUUUACGUGAUAUUUUGAAAUGCCACCAUAUCCUCUGCAUUAGAAUUCUCUGGUAGUAAAAGUUUAUCUACCACACACUAGCCUUUGGUGGGAAAUUUUGUUAGAACAUCAAAUUUAAAUGCACUUUGACGCUAUUCUCCUCCAGACUAUUUAUAAUUAAUACCAUGGUGGGCGACUGUGCACUAACUUACUCUCAAUGCAUUUAGUACACCUGUUCAAAACGUCUUCUAAAAUAAACGUUCUUCGUUUUCUAGUGGGCGCUUUGCUAUUCGUGACACAAACAUAAGUAAUGUUUUCAAAGUCAGGAAACACUCUUCUACUAGUAGGUGUCUUGAUGUUCGCGUGGUAGAAAUUGCCUAUCACCUGCAGUGAACACUGGAUCUAAUCAAACUUCUACGCGGGACACUUCAAAAGUAAAAAGCGCUCAAAUAGAGGGGAAUGGCCAGUAGAUGCAUUUUUAUUUUUCGGCGAAGGUUAUCCUGAGGUUCGACUGUGUCGUGGUAAGAAAUCGUUGUUUUUAAUCACCUCUGCAGUAAUAGAUCUAAGCGCUGAGUUUGAUUGAUGUUCCGAGAAUAGCCUGGUGUAGAUUACAAAUGUUUGUGGUAAAACAAUGUGGAGAGGCAUUUAAUUUUUGCAAAGUUGUGAUCCUUCACCUAUUAUUAUUUUUCCUUUUUUCACCUUCCUGAGUACGGUUUUCGGUGUUUCUGGCUUUCUUCAAAAAAAUAGUUUAUGUUUUAAAUAUAAACAUUUUUGCCUUUGUAGAAGAGGCUUCUACUAAGUUGGAUGUGCUCAUUAAUAUUGUUUCGAAAUCUUUUUCACACGCUCGUAUUUGACUUAAAUGUGGGAGGAAUCUGUGUCUCCGAAACAGAAAUAGUCGAUCUGAUUACUUUUUUCCAAAAACAGCAGAUGACAGGAACGGUAUUUUACAAAAAGUGAUUAUUUAGAUGCCCACAAAUAUUUAUCGCAUAUAUUUCUAUAUAUCUAGCAAUUUUUACAUUUCAAUCCUGUUGAAUAGUUUUAUCAGUUGCUUUGUCGUGCUGCACCACCUUAGUUUGUUUUUGUGAAGCUUUGUCACCCCCAUUUUACGUUUAAAAAUCGCUUAGCGAAUAUAAUCAUUUAAAUGCAUAGGAACGCAAAAACUUUGCUAUUCAGUUGUAAUAAUUGUCUUACACAAGAAAGAUAAAGCAUCGCUAUGAUGACUUCAACAUUUUAAUCUUUCAUUUACUGCCUCCUUAAAUUUCUCAAUAUUUCUUUGUUAAAUUUUACGAUUCGCGGAAAUUCUUUAUGAUGUAGAGCAGUUCCGUGUAUAGGCAUUCUAUGCUACCACAAACAACUUCUUCUUUUGCCUUUGUUUUUAUUUUUUGUUUGUUUGGUUUACAUUGUAAUGAAUUGUUUUCUCUUUUAAGAAAAUACUUUAAAUUAUGUUAUUGAUGUAUAAAUUUAACAUGAGGCAUCUCAUGAACUUUGCGUAACAAAGGUCUUUGUGUUCUAAAUGCGAUCAGGUGCAGAAUUACAAAUCGCCAAAUCGCAGUUCAGUGCAUUUGAAAUACAGCUCAUUUAUACCAUUAACCUUUUUUCGCGUAACGUGACGUCAACCAUGUUGGAGUUUUAAACCCGUCACGUGGGACAUGAACUCUUCUCACUGCAAAUUCCUUCUUCUACUUCAGUCACCAAACAUGGCUGCUAGUCACGUUGGUGAAAACCGUCUGUCCAUCAAACUUCGGCGACAUUUUAUUUGUUUUUGAUUGUGCUUGACGUCUUUCUCCUUUAGUGCAAAGAAGUGAAAUCGCUUGCGACAAGCCUGCAAGAAUGUUAAACAGAAAUGAGGGAUUUCACUCUGUGUUGAUGGUAUGGGCCGCUCUUGUAGUCUCCAGUGAACAGUACUCUGUUAACAUAUCAAGGUAAAUCAUAUUGUGUGGCUUUAUUUGUAAUUAUACGUUGCUUAUCGUUUGAGUAAUUCCCGAUUUCGGAAUGUCAAAACAAACCCUUGACUCUUUAGAUACAUGUUUGCCGUAGAUUGCUCCUCUAAGUGAACAGGGUUGUUUAUCAUGUUACCAAUUUUUUGCGUUAUGUUUGAAUUCCGUUCAAGGCAUUGAUAUUUUCUUUGAGUGUUUUCUCUGUAACAGAAAUCUGUAAAACCUUUAUAAAGCAUAUACAUCGUCACUUGGAAGAAACGAAAAUAAGAAACGAACUUAUUGACCGAGUAAAAUUCUAAGCCAUUUUGCUUAUGUGUUGAUGGACUUCAACCUGACCGGUGUACCAUUGUCGUAAUUAGCACGGCAUAAUUUUUAGGCUUAAGAAUUGUUUAACAUAAUUACAUGUAUAAAAAACGCAUUUGGAAAGCCAACAAGAUCCCAAAAGUACGGUUAAAUUUGGCGGUCUCAGGUUCUUUAUUGCCUGCCUUAAACAAAUGUAAGUUCCGUUGUAUAAAUUUUAAACUAUCAGUUUUUUUCAGUAUCGCUCAAAAUUCCUGUUGGUAAUAGGUUAAAUUUGUUUCCUACUUAGCGAUCAAAUUGAGAACCGUCAGUGUAAAAAAAGUCUUUUGUUUGAUCCAUUAUGAUUUUAAAAAAAUGGCCGCCAAUUAGCAGCUUGUGGAACGUCAAUACACAUCAUAAGAUUGAAUUGUGUUCAGUCUCGAUAACUGUCUCAAGAUGAAUAAUGAAUAGGAUCGCUUACAUCUGAAGGCUCCAAUUAAGGUCAAUUGUUCGCGAAUGAAAUUGAUCUGAGAUUCAAGGGCUGAUUUCCUACCCAGCUUUUUUAUAUUUUAGUUUCAGAUCUGAAACUCUAUUCACUCAAUCGUAAUUUUUUUUUCUAUCUGUUUUUUGCUUCAUGUCCUCGAUUUUCUAGAAUCGUUUUCACCUGUCUCUUACACUAAAGUUUUUAGAUCGAUUGGGUAUUCUUUUAAUCAUGAGAAGGAACAAAAAAUAAAAAUUGAACGACAAAAGCUACCUGAUUGUCCAAAAGGUAGUUGCGAUCCACUUGCACCUUUAAUUGAUGGUUUGUUAUCAGUAUGAUGCUUCUUUUCACUUAAGUCUUGUACCAGGUGGUUCGAGACUUCUAAAUUUACAUCGCUCCGACCGAAAAUUCUGUCAUGAAACUGAGAUACUACCAUUGUCAAGUUUCUAUCUCAAAAAGGAGUUGCUUAGAGUAAAUGAUUGGUUUUUGCUAACUAUUGUUUUGCACCAUGAACAUUUGUAGCGAAACGUAGCCAAUUGAUGAAAAUUUAAAAAAAGUUUUUAAAUAUGGCGAUUUACACUUCAUUGUGAGAAAAAUUACACAUGUUAAUGGUAAAACCAUGAAACGCGAGGGAAUUGGAAGAACUCACCUCGAAGUGCAGGGGUGUCAAGACUGGGAAGGGACGGGAUUAGGAAGCACAGCUCUGUGAAAAGCUCACCGAGCAAGGACGUUGACCAUUAACAAACUCAUGGGAUCGGUGGGAAGAGCCACCUCCAUCUUUUGCGUUACUCUCGUAAGCAAAAUAGCCUACAUAAUUUUAACUAAAAGGUAGGAAAAGCUGGUAAAUUUUAAACUCGGUAUUGGAAUGAGCGAGAUUAUAUUCUUCUCGUCACGGAUGUGGGACAAAAAAAAUCGGUGCUCCAUCGCAGAGCUCCAUAGGACUACAUGUGCUUCCUGUGAUUAUUCCUGUACUUGAUACGAAUCGUGUUAGAACCUAGUUGUCGGACCUAUUCCUAAAACUAACUAAAUGAAUCAUGGUUUUCUUUUUUUGUUUGUAUUUGUUUUUGUUUUGUCUUUUUCAGCGAUAACAAGCCGUUUAAGGCUUAUGCAAACUCAACCAAGAUAGUAGAAACUCUUUUGAAAGACUACGACAAAAGGAUCAGACCUGGAGUUAAAGGUAAGUAAAGGUUUUAUAGUCAUCUACGAUGUAAAGUAAUACAUAAUUCUAGAUAUAUAUAUAUAUAUAUAUAUAUAUAUCGCAACUGCGAACAUGAAUUCAACAAUCUUGUAGUUGAAGGCUAGAUCAAAUUUUCCGCAAGUUCAAUGCUGAAUUGAGUUUAUCUAUCAUGUCAAAAUAAGGCCAAAGAUGACGGAUAACACCAGUGUUACUAACUAACUGGUGCGUUGAAAAAAGGGAAAAUUAUCUGAAAUUCUUUGUCCGAUGCUUUUUAAUGGAUUAUUUAGGUGACUUUGCGAUCACAAGAGUGAUUUCCUUAUUAACUGCUUGUCAAUCAUCAUUGAAAAAAGGUUCCCCAGUCGAAGUACGAGUCGACAUGUACGUGGCCAAUAUCUGGGCAAUGCAAGAAGUUAAGAUGGUAAGUACCAUAAACAGUUUAAAAAAAGCUAGAGUAUUUACAAGCAGUGACCUUUUUUAUUGUUUAUACUAUCAUUAUCAUAACAGCAAAAAUGCUGAUUUUUUAAUGUAUGAUACUGAGUCUCUCGUAAUUCGCUUCGAAUUUUUUUAAUUCUUAAGCUAUCUCGUCUGCUAGAACUAAUGUUUCAGAUACCAAGCCAUCCGCUUGCAUGCAUGAAUGAAAAAUCAUGAAAAUUAGAUGCCACCAGGGUAUCUCCGCGUUCAACGUUCGUUGAAAUAGCAGAGCUAAAGUGUUUGACUUUAUAUGCUAAAUAGUGAUUCGACAGAUAAAAUCAAUGAUCUCCAAUUCUGUUUUCCGUUUUUGUGGUAAUUCCAGGAGUUUACAAUCGACAUAUAUUUGCGCCAAUACUGGAGAGACGAGCGAUUAGCGUUUGACCAUCUGACCUCUGACCCUCUGCUGACCCUGAGCAGCAAUAUUAACAAGCAGAUAUGGGUACCGAGUACUUACUUCUUGAAGACUAAGAAAGCUUACUUUCAUGAUGUUACAACAGAGAAUUACCUGCUGCAGAUUCAGCCAAAUGGAAGCAUCUUCUAUAGCAUUCGGUGAGUCGAGAGUUGUUUUAAACCAUAAUCCUGUUUCCAAAUAUCGGGCUAUUAAAAAUUCUAUAACAGCUACUUGUUUAAGAUUGCAUCAAUAAAAGAAAAUUCGGUGUUGUCAAUGUAAAGCCUCAAAAAAAUGCAGUCUUUAGUUGAUAUGUUUGUUGGUGUUUUCAGACUCACAAUAACUACUUCGUGUACGUUGGAUCUGCGUCGAUUCCCACAUGACACACAGUUGUGUACAUUGGCAUUAGAGAGUUGUAAGUAUUAUAUUAUAAAAACGCAAAUAAAAAUAAACAAUUACUAAAUAUCGUUAAUUUGCAGAGACGAGCUUCUCUCACCAUGCCCGCACUUAUUACUCCUUAAAAAAUUUUGGAAAAAAAAGCGUGGGGUUUAAUAUCCUUUGAGUUAUAUACAUUACGGUACUUAAAAGGAAAAAUUUAAUGCUUCUAGUUUUGUAUGUUUGGACGCGUGUAAAAGUAACUGUGUUACACGAAAUGAAAGCUUGAUGCUGAUUGGGAAAUACAUUAAGACUGCUUCAGAUUUCAUGAUCCAGUUUUCCUGACUGGAACUCUUGUUCUAUUGUUCAUCAUGUUAAUUUCUUUCCCAUAUCAGAUGGAUACCAAACAACUGACGUUUGGUACGCUUGGAACCCCAGAGAUGACAACACAUCAGCCAUCUUUGUCAACAAUGAAGUAGAGCUUCCACAGUUUGAGUUGGUCAAUGUGGAAAAGGAAGCAGUCAUAAAUAAAUACAAUAUAGGUAUUUAUUAACACAUCGAGAUUAUGGUUUCUGUAUCCCUCCUGGUUUCUUUCUUCCCAAGUUAUGUUCAUUCUAAAGAUAUUUUUGCCCAGGAUUGCUACAAUGUUUACGCUCAUCCAUGGGCGGCGCAAUAAUUCUAAACAGGCUAAUUUAAUUUGCUGUCACACGAGCUUUCAUUGAGAAGGGAGGGCUGACACGCAGAGGGAAUGGACGUACUCUUUCCUCGUUUUAUUCCACCGUCUCCUUGCGUUUGGGAACAAGUGUAGAGAAGUCUUCAAACGAACUAAGUGGUUGGUCACGAUAGCCUAUCUUCCUUUCCAUAACAUCAAAAGACCAGAUGUUUCUAGAUGGGAUGGGAUGGGAUGAGAUGCCGAUGUAGUUUUAGGUUACCUUCAAGAACUUUGUUUGGUUUUCCUAAAACAUUCACCGAGCUUGGAGUAAGGGUCGUUAUCAUAUCAAACUCAUGGGGUACAAAUAGUCUUAAAAUGAAUGUAGUCCACGCCCACUUCAACACCCCACUCAAAUCGAGUGUAAUUUUCGAAUGUUUUACCAUUGUGCGGAUUCUCUACGGAAAAAGCACUCAAUGUACCUCUGAAAUAUUAAACUAUAAUAUUGUGGCUUUCUAUUUCGCUAAUUUUCUAACUUGAAGGUAAAGUUUUUCCCUCGUCAUUUUUACCUUUUCUCCGAGCGGUUGCGUGAAAUUAACAAGGCGUUUUUGAUCAAAACACGACCGAGCGAAGGGUCUCGGGCGAUAUCUCUUUUACGCAGGCGCAAAUUAAAAAUGUACCGCCAGAAUCAAAAAGAGGAACAAAUUUCCUUUGUUUUGGUAUGUAAAGUGUCGAACAAAGUAUCUUUCCUCCGUGGAUUCGCCUUCUAACGAGGGUUUAUGUUGAGUAUUCAUUGCAAAAUCGCUUUGUUUUUUUCUUUCUUUGGCUUGUCCGCCAUUUUGAAAAUUCGUAACGGAGAGCAUGCGCAUUACGUGGGGUUAGUGGUUGCGUACACCUGGAACCGAGAAAAACAAAUGUUCGUCGCACUGGGGAAAGAGUUUGAUAUGCUGCGUUGUUAACUAUCCUCUUGUGCUUCCUCCCUCUAGCCAGAGAGGCCCCGAUCAAGGUAACUUUUAGCCGGACCGCAUAAAUAAGUGUACCUAUUAUAUAACCUAUCUAAAAUAAACUAUAUGUACCUAAGGACCCUUAAGAAUAAUUUUCCUGUUACUUUCUCCCCAGGCAACCAUUCCUCGUUGGUUGCCAUGUUCAAGAUGAAACGUCGAAUCGGCUACUUUUUGAUUGACACCUAUGUACCUUCCACCAUUAUUGUUAUCAUCAGCUGGAUAUCGUUCUGGAUUAACCCCGAUACUGCGCCUGCGCGGGUUGCCCUAGGAAUCACCACUGUUCUGACGAUGACGACGCUUAUUUCCAGUGCUCGCGCGUCACUACCCAAAGUGAGCUACGUGAAAGCUAUCGACUGGUACCUCCUGUUGUGUCUCAUAUUUGUGUUUGGGUCCAUUUUGGAGUAUACCUUUAUAGCAUUUAUGAUAAAUGUUAAGAAUAAAAGCAAGAGGAAGCCUUCAGUGGAUAGCGAAUGGGGAGAUGGUUCAAAGGUGGGCACAUGUAUAUUUUCUUAGUUUUUUUAGGGCAUGCAUAUUGCUAUUUCAAAUAUAAACCCGUUAAGUUAAGGUGAAGAAAAACAGGCUACCAGAGUUUCUCAAGGUGUAUCAGAAUUUCUCAAGGUGUCUCGUGAUACGUAUAUCUGCUUUCGUUUCUGCAUCAAUUCUAUAUAUUUGUAUAUAUGGUAUUAAGGCGGGUCAAAGUUAUUUACUGAAGCCCCAGGGAUGUAAAGUUUAGACCAUGGACUGUUUUAACAGUAUCUGCUUUUCACUUCUUAAAUUAUGGAUAUAAAGAUUCCUCUGACCAGAAUUUCUACAAAGAGUAUCAAAGUUUUUUUUUUCAAAAAUUUGUGAAGCAGAGACGUUUGAUCAGUGAAAAAUAUCCUUUCUUUUCCUUUUAUUAUUUUUUCUUGAUAUUUUUCUCUCUAGAAACAGGAAGAGAGGACAGAGCUUUUGUCUCUUUUUGCUCCAAAAUGUUCUCCCCGACGAGGAAACGCCCUUAAGCGAGUAUUAAGUCAAGCUGAAACAGAUUCUCUUGGUGUUGAAAGUAAAACGUUCCCAGAGAAAACGGAGAGGGAAAAAUGGUACUUUAUUAGUAAUCCUCACACUAUAGACAAGUGCUCGCGGAUUGGGUUUCCGCUCACAUUCUUUGCAUUCAAUUGCGUUUACUGGCUUGUACACGGCAAAGGAUGAAACUAACGAGAAAGGGGAAGUAUCAGUUUUGAAGGGGAACCAUUGUUGGGCGGCAAUAGAUGAAAGAAGUCGAUAGAUAUUUCGCCGCAUAGAAAUACGAAUUAAUACGUGGAUACGUUGUUUAAAUCCUUGGCUGCAAUGCUGGGCAUUCAGUACAUUAUGAUUAUGGCUUAUUUGUAUUCUCUUGUAGAAUUUGACGUCUCUAUUCGAGAAUAAAAUAUCAAAUGAUAGAACGAUUUAUUGAAGGUAAACUGUUACAGGCUAGGCCUAGCUAUUACCAUUUAAGAAAAAAAAAGUAAAAUAAUUAUAGGCCUUGAAUAUUUACGGUGUAGUUAGGGUAAACACGUAAACAUUAUGAAAAACCUUUUUCCUCUCUACUUAUGUGAUGACAAAAUAUUUACUGUGCUGAUCAAGGAGGCUUUAGCUUUUAAGUCUUGAACCAGUAAUAGGCAGCUCAACUAAACAAAAAACUAAAAUAGGACAAGGAAGACCUCCUCAUAUCUGAUUUGAUGUUCUGUAGAUUUUUCAGCGCUGAAACUAGUCCUUGUAAGUCUUCGGAGGAGAAAAAUAAACCGCAGCAUCACUUACUAUCAACACAAGUAUGACAAAUAAGAUUUGAUGUGAAAGGCCUUUGUUUCAACGCUUUACCAACAGUGUUAAAAAGAAAAUUUUGUGUAGGCCUAAUAAAUAAUGUCACAGCAGUUAGAUCUGUAUCAGCCUUACUUGGAAAGAACAUACUGAGGGAUUAUCUUGUGGGUAUCUUAAAUUUUUAUCAAAAAAUUCUUAUAACGUAGAAUUCAUCGAAUGAUUGCCUGAUUUUAAUCAAAGAUGUGAC
Pocillopora meandrina is the source of this 17361-nucleotide messenger RNA. The record is from the annotation of a GenBank genome assembly. NCBI's taxonomy places the organism in Eukaryota, Metazoa, Cnidaria, Anthozoa, Scleractinia, Pocilloporidae.